AUGUCAACGCCAGACGAGUUGAGUGCCCUGAUUCAGAAUCUGCAAAAAUGCAACAACACGAGCGAAUCGAUCAACUUCGAUCUGGCGAGUACCAUCCAGGAGUUUCUCAACUGUCUGGACAGAAAUGCACUGGAGGAAAUAGAAGGGGGAAUAGACGAAAGUGAAAAGGACAAGGAGAGGGAUAAGGAGCAGGACAUCAAACAGGGUAACCAACAGGGUAACCAACAGGGUAACCAACGGGACAGAGAUGUGACGAACAGCUUCACUUCAGCGGCGAUUUUUGUGGAGAACUGUGUUAAAAUUUUCGGCCUAAAAAUCGAACAUCUACACAAUUUGGCACAUAACACGCUGUACAAUAUUUACAAAGAGAAUAAACAUAGCAAUGGAGGGAAGAAGCACAAUGUUAUGUGCGACGAAGAGGAGUAUCUGUUCAUUAACGAAGUAAAGAAUUUAAAAAGUUCGCCUGGGGAUAACGAGGCAUGCAUGGAGGAAGACCUGCUCAUCAAGACAAUUCCCCUUCCAACAUUUCUCUUUUCUGAAAAUGUUAAGAAGAAAGAAGACUCUGUGGAAAUGAGAGUAGGAAUGGAUACCGCCACUGACACAGACAUGGACGUAAACUUAGACAUGGACAUCGAUCUGGUCACCGACAUGAGCAUUCCCCACCUCAACAUCGAUGGUGGGGGCGGUGACCAUCGCAAGAGGACCUCUAGAAUGUCAAGGCAAGACGAAGAAUCUGCAAAUGAGGCCAUCGCUGCAACCUUGGCAAGUGCCCCAUGGACCAAGGGGGAAAAUGACCGCCUAAUCGACGAAACAGAGGAGGUGCUCGAACAAAACUCCAUAAAACCACUAAACUUUGACAAAAUGUACCUGGAAAACGAUGGAAUUCUUCUUCUAGACAUCAACGAUUACAACAUUUUCAUAAAUGACCAAUACGACUUUUCCAUUUUAAACCAAAACAGUUCCAUGCUUUUCGAAAAGUACGACUUCUCUUGCUCCAGACACUCAACAUAUUUCUCUCCCGCCAAUUUGAAAAAAUAUAUUGACAAGGAAAAAACGGUGAAUGACAUUUACAACCUCUACAAUUUUAAUGACCUCCUAAAUCAUGAAUUAUGCCCAGAUGUCUUCUUAUUUAAAAAUGACUUUUUCGAUUAUGACCUUUCCCUAGGCGUUAUCAAAAGCAAAAAAUAUCUGUUGAAUAACUUUAAAGAACAGAAAAAGUACCUGUACGUCCUGGACGAAAAUGCCCACAUUGACAAGGAUAGAAUGGGAACUGCCAUGCUUGAAAAAAAUGAAAUAAUAAGAAAAUUGCCCCAGUAUUAUAUGCUUAAUUGCCAAAAUAUCAAACAUGCGGAGGAUUUCUUCAUCUACAUGCAGCCGGGCCAAAUUAUAGACAUCAUAAUUCGCAAUGCAGAGAAGCAAUAUUUUUCAUGCCUCCCUAGGGGGAAGACAUCAUAUAUCAGGCAACAUGACAACACAUCUGUUCCGGACUCCCCCAAUGGAGGGUCUACUCCAUCCGCUACACUACCGGAUACACUUUCACCUAGCCGCUCCAAUGAUCAGAAGCUAUUUGAACAAAUAAAAAUCCCACACAUAUAUAUCCAAAAACUCGGGCUCAACUUCGACUACUACCAUUUGGAUCCCCUCAUCCACAAUUUAAUAAAAGAAUUGAAAAAAAAAAAAAAUGUCGAAAAAUACUUCUCCCUAAAUUUGUUUGAAGAGAAAAAUAACUACGACUUCGACAUUUUGCAGGACGAAGAGUACGUAGACGAUCAGAAUGAAGAAAACGCAAUCACUCGGGGGGAGUGUAACAUAACCACUGAACACUUUUUAGAUGUGCGAUCAUUAAAUGAUGGCAUGAUAGAUGACAUUCCUCUGGAUGUCUUUGAAAAAAAGGACUCCUCCGACGCGUUUUUCGCUUCCUUCGAUGAGGACAUUCACGACAGAGUCAACAAAUGGAACGUCUUCCUCGAAGAAAAACUUCAACUCCUCAGGAAUCACCCCAAAUAUGAUGUAGACGUGUACAAAAAAAACAUCAUCCACUACACCAUUAAUAGCGGAGACAAAAUCCCCCUCUGUGAUCUCAUCAAACAUAGGGAACCCUACCAAGUGUGUAGGAAUUUUCUCACCACCCUCAUGUUAAUAAACACAGAUAUGCUUCAAAUAAGUCAAGUCAAUAAACGCAGCCAGUCUAACGACGUAAGUAACUACCAAAUUAAUGUGAAAAAGGAAAACGUCCAGGAAUACCUUGGCUCAUCGAAAAAUAUUAAAAAUGUCAGUUUUGUUAUCAAGGAUAAGAAGAGAAAGACCGCCUCCAGGGGGGGGACGCAGAAUGCCAAGCCCGCGAAAAAGAAAGCCCACAAGGAUUAG
Molecule: messenger RNA, 2367 nt
Organism: Plasmodium knowlesi strain H
Lineage: Eukaryota; Apicomplexa; Aconoidasida; Haemosporida; Plasmodiidae
Product: condensin-2 complex subunit H2, putative
Exons: 2
Coding region: 1-2367 (788 amino acids)
Biological process (GO): meiotic chromosome condensation; mitotic sister chromatid separation
Cellular component (GO): nucleus; condensin complex
Molecular function (GO): chromatin binding
Source: RefSeq, a predicted model, not a curated record